GCUGCAGGCGGCACUUUGACAGCUGCUCUUCCCUCCAGAGACAGACGCACACAUCAGCACCUAAAAAACAAAAAAAACACCACCCAGGAUCCUGCAGCAGAAGGGCGGCAAUGGCGACCGGUGACAGCCAGGAAACUUACGAGUCAUGGCUCAAUCAGGCCACAAACCCAAACAACCAGGAGGACCGAUGGGACUGCAUCCAGGGCUUCUACCAGCUCGUCAACCAGGAGACUGACGGCCCACAGAUAGCCAUUCGUCUUCUCGGUCAUAAAAUCCAGUCCCCCCAAGAAAAAGAGGCGCUGCAAGCUCUCACUGUUCUCGAGGCCUGUAUGAACAACUGUGGCAAGAGGUUCCACGUAGAGGCUGCUAAGUUUCGCUUUCUGAAUGAGCUCAUCAAAGUCUUAACACCAAAGUAUUUCGGUGCGUGGACCACCCAGAAAGUAAAAGACCGAGUGACAGAGGUUCUUUAUGGCUGGACGCUCUGGCUUAAAGAAGAACCCAAGAUCCAGGAAGCCUACUCCAUGCUCAAGAAACAAGGCAUUAUAAAGAAAGAUCCCAAACUACCAGAUGCAGUUAUAAUGGCUCCUCCGCCGGAAAGAACGACAAACUCAGUGUUUGACCAGGAGGAGAAGGCCAAACUUUUAGCCAGAUUACUGAAAAGUCAACGUCUUGAAGAUCUGGAAACUGCCAACAGACUCAUUAAAAACACAAUCAAAGAGGAGCAGGAGAAAGCAGAGAAAGUGUCAAAGCGUGAAUCUACUCUGCAGGAGGUGGAGAGCAACAGUAAGCAGCUCAGAGAGAUGCUGAACCAGCACAGCAUCACAGGACCGUCGCUACAGCCGAGUGAUGACUUGAAGGCGCUGUACGAGCGCUGUGAUCGGCUGAGGCCCAGUCUGUUCCGCCUGGCCAGCGACACGGUGGACGACGAUGCAGCUCUGGCCCGAAUCUUGGCGGCUAACGACGAGCUGACACUCGCAGUAACCGUCUACAAAGAGCGGGUUGGGAAAGGAGUGUGUAACGGACGAAGUGAAAGAAGUAAAAGUGAAGAAGAAGAAGAAGUGACCAAUAAAUCUCCUACAAGUCCCAGAGAGAUUAAGAGCUACCACCUCAUCGACUUGUCGGCUCUGGACUCGCCGCAAACACACAGAAACACUGAUUCACCGCCACCACCGACCUUCCAAUCCUCUUCACAUGCUUUCUCCUCUUCUCUGGACAACCCCUUCCUCCCAGCAGCUGACCAGGACUUUACAGAAUUAGAUUUCCAUAAUCUGGACUCAAAACGCAGCCAAGAGAGUCCAAAGUCGUAUUUUGAGGAACUAAUGCAGCUUAAUGAUGACGUUCAGAUAAUGAAUGCUGAGCAGUUUGGAGGAAGAGGCCCUGUGCUGAGAGCCCGUGGGUGCGGGGGAAACGGUGCCUCAUCUAAUGGGAUGGAAAUAUGGUCACUUCCUCCAGAUCAACAGUUUACAAGUUCGGGGUCAUCAUCAAACUCACAGAAACACCCAAAUGAAGUGUCUGGGUCUCCAGUGAAAUCAGAGGAGGGCUUGUGUCGCCAACAUGCACUGAAAAAUAGCUUUGUUCCAAUGGAGACCAUCAAAUCCAGUCAACUGGAGCCAAUCACUUUAGUCGAUCAGGGUGGUGUACACGUCUCCCUCCAUUUUGCCAAAGACUCUCCAUCGGGUCAACCCGACGUUGCUGUAGCCGUCAUCUCCACUGUGAACACCUCACCCCUCGCUGUGAGAGACUUCCUGUUUCAAGCUGCUGUUCCAAAGACGAUGUUGGUGAAACUUCAGCCUGCGUCAGGGACAAUCCUACCUCCUUACAACCCUCUUCUGCCUCCACCUGCCAUCUCUCAGGUCCUCCUAUUGGCUAAUCCACAGAAGCGUAACGUGCGUCUACGCUUCAAGCUGACACUGACACACGGAGACCAACAGCUGAACGAGACCGGAGAGGUAGACAACUUCCCUGAUUGGACAUCUUUGAUUGACCACUAAAAAAAACACCAGAGACUUUGCUUCAGAAAACUUUCACCUGUGCAGGAUCUAGACCAGGAAAUCUAGAUUUUGAAUACAGAGAGUUAAAUGAAGCCCAUUGAGAUACGAUGUAAAAGAUCAACAAACAGAUGUGGAAACUUAUUUGCAUUGGAUCCUCACAAGGUAAACAACUAAUGAGUAAGAUGCAUGGCAAAAAGUAAUCUCAAGACUUGCAUUACUCUAAAAACAAGGUGGGUAAACUGUAUUCCACGUAUGAAAAGAUAAGAGACUUUGACCGUUCAGGUGGGUCCGGUACGUCCCUGAUCGUGUCUGAUUCAGGUUUUCAGUCUUCUGCUGUUGUCUUAAUGUGAUGUUACUGCGAUCGCUGCCUCCUGUGGGAUUAAAUACUGUUUGUUUCAGCAGUUUAACAAAAUCUCCCAACAAUCAAACAAAAAGAAAAUGUAUUGAAAGUGAAUUUAAAAUAAAUUCAAACCAAAAAAAAAAAAGAUAAAGGUAAAAUUUACGAUAAAACUAUACAAAGAUGUGUAGUUACAACAUUCUCAGUUUCAGUUCUGAUGCAAUAUCAUCACAUUGGUGGUGGUAAAAAUCAUUUAUAGAUCCAGUGUGUAAUAUUUAGUGGCAUUUAAAGGAACAGAUGUGGAAGUAUAGUAUGUCCUUAAAGGUAUACUAUGCAGGAUUUUGGUUGGUCCUCAGCCGAGCUAGAGAGUGAAUGAAGAGAGAGAGAGCGGCGCUAGUGAGAAGAAAGUUGUGAAUCAGAUAAAUAAAACAUAAUUUUCUGAUUGUUUCAUGGUGGUUACGUUCAAAAGCACAAAUAAAAACGCUCAGGAAGGUGAAACAUUACUGGAUUUUAUGUGAAAAAUGCUGUGGCCUCUCUGCUCUGCUCUGUACAGACAGAGAGCAGAGGAGAGAGACGGAGAGAGAGAGAGAUGUAACCUGAUCACUAUGUUUAUAUAUAUAUAUAUAUAUAUAUAUUUAGAGUCCCGAUCUCAUACUGUGCACACUGUUAUUGGCUGGCGGCUAAACCCCCACUGCUCAAAGGUUGACGCCCAGAAACAUCCCGACCGCAGCAAAUAAGUUGUACAUUUUGGCUUAUUUCAGACAGAGGCUGAACUGAGGGGCUGCAUGAAGAACCAGAAUAAGUUAACUAAAGUUUGUUGUUUAUUUUUUAACUUUAGAUCAUCAAAUAUAUUCUAGUACAGCCCCAGAAUAUAAAUAUAGACAGAAAUGUGCAUGAUAUGUCCCCUUUAAAACAACCUUUAAGACAACCUGUUUUAAAGGGGACGUACUCUUGUGAUGUGCUUUCAGUGGAAUCAUUUGUUGCACUUUGGACCAUUGACCCGUCCAAUGAGAACGCAGCAUUUUAACGCCUUUGUGUCAGAACUGAAACUAAAAGAAAAAAGUGCCAACAGAAGAAAAGUAGAGAAUAUUUUAAAGAAAUGCGGCACUCUUGUGUAGUUUUCCCUUUUUGGGUCAUUUUUUUGUUUGAUAGUUUUAAUUUACAUUAAAUUAAGGGUCUUUUUGUUUGAUACUUUGGGAAAUUUUGUUCAGUUAUGGACAAAUUUAAUCUCGAACUUUCUGCUGGUUGUUAAAGUUUGACUAUGCAGCCUAUUAAAAUAUCUGCCAGUGAAUAUUUGUAUUUAUUUGCUUUUAAUGCUGUUGUGACAUCACAGAUUUUCAAAGUGCCUUAAGAUGGAAAAUUGCCGAAACCCUUUUCACACACAUUAAAAGGGUUAGCCAAUAUAAUAAUAAUAUAUGCAGCUUUAGCCUUCACUUUUUUUUUGUCAGAAAAAACUUUAAGUUGUGUUAUUGUGCUGUUUUGAGCGGCUCUAUUUAAGUAUCUUGCUCUUUUUUGUAUGUUUAUGGAUGAACAAAGCUGUAUUUGUAUAUGCAGACCUGAAAAUAAAUUCUAAUUGAAAUAAAAUCCAGAAAUCUGAGAACAUUUUUAAGAUUAAUGUCCAGAUCUGUGUGAAAGAAAUAAUAAUAAUUCUGAGAUAAAGUCCAUAUUUUGAGCUCAUCGUUACAAAUCUGUGUAUUUAUGCUAUGAAUGAGGUUUCUUUAUGAAGUGAGUGUGUGUGAGUGUGAGCAGCCUUUUUGUAUUCUUGCUAUUCGAAGAUGUAAAAACAUUUUAUAAGAGACAAAAUAAUGGUCCCAUGAAUCUGAUGCAGGGUUUAUUGAAGCUUAUUAUUUGAUUUUGAACUUUGAAUUUUUCAUAAAUACAUCGUCAACUCGGUUAUUGUUUUAUGACCAGGUCGGUGUUUAGUCUGUAGUCUGUGAAGCUUUAUGAAGCUAUUUUAGAUCCCAGAGCAACUUGAACUUCACCUCAUCCGUUACUGAACUUCUGCUCUUUGGUUUUAAUCAGAGGUUUUAUUCUGCAGAACUGAUUAUUUGCCACAUUUCUGUCAUUUUCUGUCAUGUGUUGCUCUGCCAUGUGUCAGUAUGACUUCAUCAAUAAAUACAAAU
This is a messenger RNA of Scomber scombrus (Atlantic mackerel), 4451 nucleotides long. RefSeq names its product ADP-ribosylation factor-binding protein GGA3-like. The coding region runs from base 111 to 1991 and encodes 626 amino acids. The record is from RefSeq and is a predicted model, not a curated record. Gene Ontology annotation, molecular function: ubiquitin binding; small GTPase binding; phosphatidylinositol binding. Gene Ontology annotation, cellular component: trans-Golgi network. The transcript is spliced from 16 exons. Gene Ontology annotation, biological process: vesicle-mediated transport; intracellular protein transport. Lineage: Eukaryota; Metazoa; Chordata; Actinopteri; Scombriformes; Scombridae.